Anolis carolinensis (green anole) is the source of this 955-nucleotide messenger RNA. RefSeq names its product PLAC8 like 1 (gene plac8l1). The record is from RefSeq and is a predicted model, not a curated record. Lineage: Eukaryota; Metazoa; Chordata; Lepidosauria; Squamata; Anolidae. The transcript is spliced from 5 exons. The coding region runs from base 1 to 888 and encodes 295 amino acids.
AUGGUGCCCACCGUGAGGAGUGGCUGCCAGGCUGGGAGGCGCUGUAACUUGAAGGCUGUCUUGUCCAGCUUGUGGCUCUUGACGGUGUCUCCAACAGACCUGCCUGCUCUGGACAACCCGCCACCACUGCUUUCCCUGGACAUGCCCGGAGGAAACACCCAACAGAUGCCUGUCCACCACUGCCUCCAUGUAAUUACCAUGGAGACACUUUUCUGCCCCUACAUGGAUGGAAAUCUUGAAGGGCAUGGCCAGGCCUCUAGGCCCGCUGCCCCACCUGCACCUUUCCUGGAUUCCUCCCGCGACGCCCGGCAGCCCUCCGUGGCUGGAAGGAGCUCCUCAGAUGCACGGAGCUCUGGCAGGUCGAGCAGGCCUGCGCCCCUGCCAUGCACCUCCUUGGGGACCCUCUCAGCCGUGAAGACGGGGCAGGUAGGAGCCUGUCUCUGUCCCCAACAUUUCGCCAGGAGCCAAAACUCUACAGAGCCUGUGACAACUCAACCCAGUCCUGCAGGCGCAGCCACAUCCAGUAUCACCACCAUCAUACACACUGGGGGCAACUGGUCUACUGGCUUGUUUGAUGUCUGCAGUGACAAGAAAGUUUGUGUGUGCGGUUCACUCUGCUGCCCGAUCUUAGAAUGCAGUCUUGCAAGCCGCCACGGAGAGUGCUUUUGUUUCCCGCUGUUGCAGGGCUCCACCAUGGCAUUAAGAGCUGGCAUCAGAGAGAGAUAUAGAAUUCAUGGAACACUCUGUGAAGACUGGAUGGCAGUUCAUUGCUGCUGGCCUUUUGCGGUCUGCCAAAUGGCCCGAGAAAUGAAGAGGAGACCUAUAUUCCAGCUCUACAAAGUGCACCAAUCUUUGCCGCCACCUCUAUUCAAAAGUGCCCUUGUUUAAAAACUUCCCAAAGAUAGUGCUUUCCCCUAGAAUGCCAAUUUUUUAAUGUAAUAAAUUUCUUAACCUA